This is a messenger RNA of Copidosoma floridanum, 939 nucleotides long. RefSeq names its product gastrula zinc finger protein XlCGF52.1-like. Lineage: Eukaryota; Metazoa; Arthropoda; Insecta; Hymenoptera; Encyrtidae. The record is from RefSeq and is a predicted model, not a curated record.
AUGCCUCAGUUGCAGACCGUUGACACAACUCAUAAACAUCCAUAUGAGUGCAAGAAAUGUGGAAAAUCAUUUACCUAUGGCAGUAGUUAUUACAGGCAUGUUGUCGAACACUCUGGUAAACGUCCCUACAGUUGCAAGGUGUGUGACAAGACCUUCACCACCCAGCAAAAUCUCACCAGACACAUGAGAACCCACACCGGUGAGCGUCCGUACCUUUGCUUGAUGUGUGAUAAAACCUUCGUCGACAGAAGUAAUUUAAAUUAUCACAUGGAUUCACACAGCAAGGUACGUUGCUACAAGUGCGAGCAAUGUGAGAAAUCUUUUACUUCGUUGUACAAACUGAAGCGUCACAGGCGCUGCCACGCCAAUAACAAAAUUUACAAGUGUGAGAUGUGUGAGAAGAGAUUCUCCGACAAGUCCAAUUGUAACCAGCACAUGCGUUAUCACGCUCUUGAUCAGCGUUAUAGAUGCAAUAUUUGCAAAAAAACAUUUCCUUUCAAGAGUACUCUUGAUGCCCACGUGGCCCAACACUCUGACAAGCCUGACUAUCGAUGUAAAAGUUGUUUUAAAGGAUUCGAAUGUGAACGCAAUUUGAUUGAGCACAUUCGUGGACACAAAGUUGAACAGCUUUUCACUUGUUACCAUUGCAACGAUAUUUUCUAUAGGAAAAUUCUACUCAUUAGGCACAUCCGGCGACAGCACAUGCCUGAAAUUGUUGACGUUGCCAAUAACGUUGAAAGAGAGUACACUUGCUACCACUGCAAAAAAGUUUUUACCAAGAGAGACAAUAUUGCUUACCAUAUCAAGCGUUGCCACAUAAAUGACAAAGAUCUUCGUCCGUUUAAGUGUUUUUAUUGCAACAAAUUCUUUCGAAGGAGAGAGGAUAUCGUCAAGCAUAUUCAAAAAGUACAUAUGGCAGAGAUUAUCAGUCGGAAGUAG